UGUACAGAGGUGCGUUUGUGUCGACGCUGCCAUAUUCAGUCUAGUGCACUUGUUACGCGGAUGUUGAGGAAGUGGUGUUAGUGGCAUUGGAUGAGUAUCAUCCGCACUUGAUUCAGCACCGUGAGAAAUAGAAUCAAAUGCCGCGCUGCUAUGGACACGGUAGGCGUAUCGCACACGGACCCGCUCGAUGACUAUGAGCUAAUACACCGCAUAGGCAGCGGGACAUACGGAGAUGUUUUUAAGGCCCGUAGCAUCAAGACCUCAGUCAUUGCAGCCAUUAAAGUGGUCAAACUGGACCCUGGUGAUGAUAUUUCAAGCAUUCAAAGUGAGAUAACCAUGAUGAAAGACUGCACUCACAAAAACAUUGUCGCCUAUUUUGGCAGCUACCUAAGAAAUAACAAGUUAUGGAUCUGCAUGGAAUUUUGUGGAGGAGGGUCAUUGCAAGACAUUUACCAUGUCACUGGUCCUCUGAAAGAGAGACAGAUAGCUUAUGUUAGCAGAGAGACACUUCAGGGGCUACACCAUCUCCAUCAGACAGGAAAAAUGCAUAGAGACAUAAAAGGUGCCAACAUUCUUUUGACAGAGCGAGGGGAUGUCAAACUAGCGGAUUUUGGAGUGGCAGCUGAGAUCAACGCAUCUGUUGCUAAAAGAAAAUCCUUUAUUGGGACACCAUACUGGAUGGCUCCAGAAGUUGCAGCAGUGGAAAAGAAAGGUGGUUACAACCAGUUGUGUGAUAUCUGGGCAGUGGGCAUCACAGCUAUUGAGCUAGCAGAGCUACAGCCACCUAUGUUUGACCUACACCCUAUGAGAGCUUUGAUGCUGAUGUCCAAGAGCAGUUUUCAACCCCCAAAACUGAAGGAAAAGAACAAAUGGUCUGCAGAAUUUCACAGUUUCAUCAAAAUGGCUCUCACUAAGAACCCUCGGAAAAGGCCAACAGCAGAAAAGAUCCUACAACAUGCUUUUGUCAUGCAGCUCCUCACACGCAACCUUGUUAUAGAGCUGCUGGACACAGUCAAUAACCCUGAUCUGCAACAGACACAGACUAUGGAUGAGAGCGAUCUAGAGACAUGCAGUGUCCUACCAGAUAAGAUUCAUUCUUUAGCAAAACUUCCUGUUCAGAGGACUCUGUCAGAGCAGCAGUUUGACCAUGUGAAGUUUGGACUACCUAUGAGAAAGGAGACAGAUCCCUGUCCAGUUCUGGGGGCAUAUGAUGACUGGGGCUCUAUCAGCGCAGACAAAGACUCACCGAGUUUGUUAGAAUGUGUGGAAGAGGCCUUGAUGGAAAGGAGUUUAACUAUAAAGAGGGGCUCUUCAGUUGAGCACUCACCAAAUGAAGAGGAUAAAUAUGGGACUGUGAAGAGGGUGACCUCUUCUCCCCAGUCAACAGCCCAGUACCAUCAAGAAAAAAAAGCUCCCACUUCCUCUUCCAUCCCCUCGCCUCUUAUUAGCUCUACCUCUCUGAAGGACCCUGCCCUCAACGCUAACCCCAGCCUACUCAGUGAAUCGGCUUUGCUUAUUGGUUCAACUGACCUGUCGCUCCUCACAAACUCCUGCCUAUUCACAGACUCCUUUUUCCUCAGUCAUUCCACCAGUCUAGGUUCCCUCUGUUUAACUCCAACUGAAGGUUUGAUACCAGAGAGCUCUGUCACUCCAGACCCAGGAGGAACAAGGGCUUAUUCCACCCCACCGGACUCUCCUGUCUCUCCAAAAUGGAGCACUCUCAGAAGGAAACAGGAUGACUCUAAAGCUGUUGUCCAUGGACUGCCACCUACACCACAAGUACAUAUGGGGGCCUGCUUCUCUAAAGUAUUCAAUGGCUGUCCAUUAAAGACUCACUGUGCUGUUACAUGGGUUCUACCUAAGACCAGAGAUCAAUAUCUUAUGCUGGGUGCUGAGGAAGGGGUCUACACCCUCAAUCUCAAUGAAUUACAUGAGGACACUAUGGAAAAGCUGCUUCCACAGAGAUGUAGUUGGUUAUAUGUGAUGAACAAUGUCCUUAUGUCCAUCUCAGGAAAGUCAUCACAGUUGACUUCUCAUAGCCUGCCUGCACUGUUUGAGUAUCGCAGAAAUAUGCAACGUAGACAGGGACAUCUCGCAAUUAAUGCACACCGCUUGAGCACAAAGAUAAAUGCAAGGAAGUAUGCUAUGUCAGUAAAAAUCCCAGACACCAAGGGCUGUAGAAGAUGCAGUGUAAGUACGAACCCCUACAAUGACAGCGUUUUCCUAUGUGCCGCUGUGCCCACUGGAUUGGUUCUUCUCAUGUGGUAUGAACCUUUGCAGAAGUUCAUGCAGCUUAAGCACAUUGCUCUGAGUCUGCCAGAGUCCCUGCCUAUCUUUGAACCUGUGCAGGAAACUAAGGAGCUGCCACAGGUCUGUGUAGGGGUGAGAAGUUAUCCCCACCAAAAAGAAAUCUCUGGACAGAUGCACUUUGACAUCAUCCAUCUGGAUGACACACCACAGAGCCUGCCAGAUGGUGAGAAUUUGGAGGUCAAGCAAGUGAUUCAGCUUGACAGGGACACAGUUCUUGUCGCACUGGAAAACACUGUGAAGGUUGUUAAUUUGCAGGCAUGCAUGAGCCAUCAGAAGACCCCUGAACUAGAUUUUGAGUUUUCCAUUCACAAACUGGUGUGCCUUCAGGACAGUGUUCUUGUCUUCUGGAAGCAUGGUCUAAAAGGAAAGAGUUUACAAACUAAUGAGGUUACACAGGAGAUCACAGAUAAAAGUAGAGUUUUUCAAGUUUUGGGAACAUCUAGGGAUAUUAUUUUGCAAAGUACUCCUACAGAUGAUCCGUCUGCCAUGAGCAACCUAUACAUACUCACAGGGCAUGAAAGCAGCUACUGAGGGGUCUGAGAUGCUGAGAAAGUUCAGAGAUGGAAACACUACAAUAGUCCGUCCUUCUCCACUGAAAGGGUAGUGUCAUCCGUUCCAAAAAUUUCAGGAACAGAGCAAGACGUAGAGUUAUGUACACCAGUUCUACAGAUUUUUUGAGGAGUCAUGUUCCACAGAGCCUUUGAGGACUAAAGACUGGAUUUGGAGCAGAUUUGACGGCUCUGGAAUUAACCAUGAGAGAAUAUGAGCUGUGUACCUACACUAUAGUUUGAAAUAACUUAUGAAACAAGCUGUUAUAGGUGACUGACUGUACUACUGAGAUUUUUUUUUA
Messenger RNA from Danio aesculapii, 3160 nucleotides. RefSeq names its product mitogen-activated protein kinase kinase kinase kinase 2-like. Lineage: Eukaryota; Metazoa; Chordata; Actinopteri; Cypriniformes; Danionidae. The record is from RefSeq and is a predicted model, not a curated record. Gene Ontology annotation, molecular function: MAP kinase kinase kinase kinase activity; ATP binding. Gene Ontology annotation, biological process: protein phosphorylation.